Loa loa (African eye worm) is the source of this 747-nucleotide messenger RNA. RefSeq lists its product as hypothetical. NCBI's taxonomy places the organism in Eukaryota, Metazoa, Nematoda, Chromadorea, Rhabditida, Onchocercidae. The coding region runs from base 1 to 747 and encodes 248 amino acids. The transcript has 5 exons. The record is from RefSeq and is a predicted model, not a curated record.
AUGCCCUCCAAAAGUCAGGUUGUUUUACCACGAAUCGACAAUGUUUCUCGACUGAAUCUGAGGGAUGCUGUACGCACUUAUCAUCCGUUACUCAGCUGCGAAGCGGAAUUGGUGACACGAAUGGGUGUCUGUAGUUUUGGUGAACAACGGAAAUUGGUUGAUGAACAGCUUGAUUUCCAAUCUGUCGUUGGUAUCUCAUCUGGAACAUUCCUUUCGGAGGAUGAUUUCAGUUCGUCUGGAAAUAUCAAAGAGACUAUUCCGGAGAAAAAGUUAGAUCUUGUAACUGCCGAUACCAUUAGCUGUGAUGACAGCUUAGAAGAGCUAGAUGCGGCAGUAUAUUCAGUCUGUAUCCAGUUGAUGCGUGAUGUAGUUGAUGUGAAAUGGGAAAUUCGACAUGGAGCUGCUUUGGCAAUCGCUUGUAUCUUAACAGUUGCCCCAUCACGGCUUUCUCCGUCAUUGGUGGACGUUCUAGCAACUAGGCUUCUCCAGGCUAUUGCGCUCGACAAAUUCAUUGAUUUUUCUUCCGGAAGGACAGCAGUAGGUCCGGUUCGAGAAGCAGUUGCAGAAUGUAUUGCACGUCUGACAAUGGUUUUUCCAUCUCCAGAAUUUGUAGAUAUCAUUUUUGAUCAUAUAUAUACGUUACAUAAAAUGGCCGAUGGUAUUCAAGCUGAUUGUCACAGCGCUAAUGAUUUGGAAUCUUAUAAACGCGUAAAUUUUGCAUAUAAUGUGAUUAGGAAAAUUCUAUAA